UACAACCUACUUAAACGUGUAUUAAAAAUUUCUUAAAAGUGUAUUGAAUGACACUUUUAUACGAAAAUGUACGUGCAAAGCUAGACGUAUAAAUGAGCCUGAUAAUACAAUGCAACCGUUGAUAACAGUAGAUCACGAAUCGCGUCACAGCUCACACCACACGGAUAAUGAGACGCCGCAAGCGACAGAGGACACGCCGCUCUUGCGCAGGUUCCCUCCGCUGCCUCCUGGUGUUCACCACACAGCGACCCAUUUCACUACGGCUGUCGUCAGCUUACUUCUGAUCAUACUUAUAUCUGGAGUCGUCAUUGGCGUUUAUUUACUCAUAGUGCAGAAUAAUUCGGAAAAUAUCCUCCCGCCAUUGACCUCGCCUCUGCAGUUUGUAAGCCGGUCGCAAUGGGACACCUCAAAGCGGCCCUUCCUUGCCAUGUCGCCCUCUAAAGCUCGUCACGUUAUCGUCGUGCAGACUGACACCGAAUCUUGUCACUCAACGCAGUCCUGCGCAGCUCUCUUGCAGACUUUACAAAGUAACAGCACGAAAAAAAUACUUCCAUACAAUUUCGUCGUGUCAUCGAAUGGGGAGACAUACGAAGCUUUAGGUUGGCGUCGGCGGACGUAUCUAUUCCCUGUGUACUCAGCCUCGUCGUUAGUCUUAGGUUUUAUAGGCAAUUUCACUCGGAUCCCACCAACAAAGGCCCAAAUGGAUGAAGUAAAGAACCUUUGCGCGGUAUCAGUUAGCCUGCAAUAUUUGGAACCAUCAUAUACUAUUAUCGGUAAAAGAACUAAAGAGAUACCCGAGCAACUCUUUGCAAGUUUUAAGGCAAUACCACAAUGGGACAAUUCUUUGUCUGACUCGUAAAUAAUAGCAAAUAUUGUCAAGUUACUACUUUACUUUCACUUUUUCUUCGUGUUGACAAGAGGAAAUUAGUUCUUUAGAAUCCCGCUACAUAUCGACCGUAACUAAGUAGAUGAUGUGCCUUAUGGCCUUAAUGUGCCAAAUAAUGACUCAGUGGAACUGCGUUGUGAGGGAGUAUCUGCAAAAUUAGUUCGUCUGGAAAUCUAGCCUAUCGUACGUAAUGGACUUUGCCAAUACUUGUACGACUAAAGCGCCUUUAAAAAAACAUUCCCUGGUGUUAUUUACCCAGUGUAAUGUUAUGGAAGACAAAACUAGUUGAUGUUUAUCGAGUUCUUAGGUUUUCGCGAUUGUUACACAUAGAAAAUGAAACUGUUUUUCGGGAUUUAAAUCGCGA
This is a messenger RNA of Hyposmocoma kahamanoa, 1250 nucleotides long. Its product is annotated as peptidoglycan-recognition protein 2-like. Gene Ontology annotation, biological process: peptidoglycan catabolic process. Gene Ontology annotation, molecular function: N-acetylmuramoyl-L-alanine amidase activity; zinc ion binding. The coding region runs from base 110 to 859 and encodes 249 amino acids. NCBI's taxonomy places the organism in Eukaryota, Metazoa, Arthropoda, Insecta, Lepidoptera, Cosmopterigidae. The record is from RefSeq and is a predicted model, not a curated record. The transcript has 5 exons.